Molecule: messenger RNA, 1386 nt
Organism: Thalassophryne amazonica
Lineage: Eukaryota; Metazoa; Chordata; Actinopteri; Batrachoidiformes; Batrachoididae
Gene: sept3
Product: septin 3
Exons: 10
Coding region: 158-1369 (403 amino acids)
Biological process (GO): cytoskeleton-dependent cytokinesis
Cellular component (GO): septin ring; microtubule cytoskeleton; neuron projection
Molecular function (GO): molecular adaptor activity; GTPase activity; GTP binding
Source: RefSeq, a predicted model, not a curated record
ACGGCCGUCGGAAAGAGAGGUGCUUGAUCACGUGACCGCUGUUUAUCGUCCCUGUGUUGGAUGCAUAUCGCUUUUUUUCUAGUCUCCGGCGCGACAGUAUAACUCCUCAAAAAACACCAAUUUCCCCUGAUUUCAGAUUUCCAGGUCCCGUAACGCCAUGUCAGACAUUGUCCCUCCAGAGGUGAGACCCAAGCCAGCUGUUCCUGCCAAGCCUCCAAAUGUUGGGGGUCCCUCCCCCUCCAGCCCCUUCCCACCCCAGGGUUUAGGCAUGGGAGGAGGUCCCCCUCCAAGUGCCAUUCCAGUCCCCAUUGGGAGUCAUGGUCCAGCACACAGCAGCAGUCUUAAUGUGGGGCAUGGCACAGGCCACACUGGGGGUCAAGCUGCAGCUCACAGUGGAGGUCACGGACAUGCCGGCACUCACAGUGGCGGAUCCACCCUACUGGGGUACAUUGGUAUUGACACCAUCAUUGAGCAGAUGAGGAAGAAGACUAUGAAAACUGGCUUUGACUUUAAUAUCAUGGUUGUAGGUCACAGCGGGCUGGGAAAGUCAACUCUGGUGAACACACUGUUCAAAUCUCAGGUGAGCAGGAGGAGCGCAGGGUGGAGCCGUGAUGAGAAGAUCCCCAAAACUGUGGAGAUCAAAUUAGUGUCUCAUGUCAUUGAGGAGGGGGGUGUGAAGAUGAAGCUCACAAUUGUUGACACUCCAGGCUUUGGGGAUCAAAUCAACAAUGACAGCUGCUGGGAACCCAUAUCCAAGUACAUCAAUGAGCAGUAUGAGAAGUUCCUCAAGGAGGAGGUCAACAUCACCAGAAAGAAGCGAAUCCCUGACACCAGGGUGCAUUGCUGCCUCUAUUUCAUCUCCCCAACGGGACACUCCCUGCGGCAACUUGACAUUGAAUUCAUGAAGCGCUUGAGUCACUCGGUCAACAUUAUCCCCAUCAUCGCUAAAGCGGACACAAUGACUAUUGAGGAGAGGCAGGAGUUCAAACAGCGGGUAAGGAAGGAGCUGGAGAUGAGCAGCAUCGAGUUCUACCCCCAGAAAGAGUUUGACGAGGACAUGGAGGACAAAAGCGACAAUGACAAGAUCAGAGAGGCCAUGCCCUUCGCUGUCGUGGGCAGUGACAAAGAAUAUCAAGUGAAUGGAAAGCGAGUUCUGGGGAGGAAGACGGCGUGGGGAGUUGUAGAAGUUGAAAACCAAAACCACUGUGAGUUUGCUCAGUUGAGAGAUUUUCUGAUCAGAUCUCACCUCCAGGACUUGAAGGAGGUCACUCACAACAUUCACUAUGAAACCUACCGCGCCAAGAGACUGCAUGAGAAUGGCGGUCUGCACCCCAUCUCCUCCAACAACACCCAAGAAAGCAACCUGUAGUCCUUCAGACAGAAACA